AUGGCUGAGCCACUUCCGUUACACGGCCUUGCCCUGCGGGCAUGUGCACAACUCGAAACCGCAUGCUACAUUGCCACGCACCAGCAGGAGGCGCUCCGCGGAUUGUCGCCGACCUUGAGGGCCAUGCUCUUGACCAGCUGGACAAACAAACGGGUGUACGGGUCGAGCGCGCGUGCCGACUCUCUGCCAGGCCGCACCCUUGUCCGCCUCCUCCUGGCAGGUGGAGCCGCCGCCGAAAUCGACGCUCUCCUGCUCGGCCAGCCGGAAAUCCGGGCUCCCAGCGAACUCGUGCUCAUCCUUCUCACCCAGUGUCUGGCUGCCACUCCGCUCGAUCGGCUCGUCCUCGAUUUCACCGGCGCGGCACUCACCGGUGAACUUCUGCUUGAGCUUGCACAACAAUUUCGGGUGGUUCGCGGUAUGUCGAUCCGAGGCGGGCGGUGGCUGUACCCAGAUGACCUGGCGGCAGUGUUUGCAGCGCUCGAGCCGAACACUCUCGAGUGGCUGAACGCCGAGUGGGUGAGCCGACUCGACGACAAAGCGUUCUGCGCCCUGGUGGCGAGCCACGGCGCAUCGCUGCGCAUCGUCGACGUCUCGCACGCAACGCGACUGACCGACGCCGCGCUUGACGCGCUCAUCGCCCAUGUGCCGAACCUCGAGUACAUUGGGCUCCGUGGGCUUACCAGGCUCACCCUCGACGGCCUCCGGCGGCUGACGGCGGCGUUCCCCAACCUCGACGCGCCCACCGGCCAAGGAUGCGGCAACCACAUUCGGCCGGCGGCUGCGGGGCACUGGCGCCUGCAAUGA
Thecamonas trahens ATCC 50062 is the source of this 804-nucleotide messenger RNA. RefSeq lists its product as uncharacterized. The record is from RefSeq and is a predicted model, not a curated record. NCBI's taxonomy places the organism in Eukaryota, Apusomonadida, Apusomonadidae. The transcript is spliced from 2 exons. Bases 1 to 804 code for a protein of 267 amino acids.